Messenger RNA from Neoarius graeffei (lesser salmon catfish), 1598 nucleotides. It is a transcript of the gene mzt1, whose product is annotated as mitotic spindle organizing protein 1. Gene Ontology annotation, cellular component: centrosome; gamma-tubulin ring complex; interphase microtubule organizing center. Lineage: Eukaryota; Metazoa; Chordata; Actinopteri; Siluriformes; Ariidae. Gene Ontology annotation, biological process: microtubule nucleation by interphase microtubule organizing center; gamma-tubulin complex localization; mitotic spindle assembly. Bases 99 to 326 code for a protein of 75 amino acids. The transcript is spliced from 4 exons. The record is from RefSeq and is a predicted model, not a curated record.
AUUUGGUGGUGUUAUUGUAUAAGUAUUAUUUAUAAUAGAAUAAUUACAGAGCGGAGACGGAGGAAGGACUGUUGUUGCUAAGUGCUAAGCUAGCAGUGAUGGCGAGCGCUGCGAAUACAAACAUGAACGCUGUCCGGGAGACCAUGGAGGUUCUCCUGGAGAUCUCGAGACUCCUUAACACAGGGCUCGACAUGGAGUCGUUGUCCAUCUGCGUGCGGUUGUGUGAGCAGGGCAUCAACCCCGAAGCCCUCUCCUCGGUUAUAAAGGAGCUACGCAGAGCCACAGACACACUUAAGGCCUCUGAUAACAGCACAAGCCAAGGAUAAGUCACUCCAGGCUCAGUGUCAGUAAAUGAAACCUUGCUCUUGAAGAAAUUUCACCAACUCACCAAGAGACUGGAAUUAUUUAAUAAGGGAAUUUUUUUUUUUCCCUGCAUUUUCUCUUCAGCCUUGAAUUUGUCAUUGUUAUAAAUGUUUUUUUCCUAUGAAUGAGAGAUUUUGUAUUGGCGUAUACCGUGGCUGUUUGGUUUGUUUGUUGUGAGAUGUCCUGAGAUUUCAGUACACAGCCAGACAGGGAUCUCAUCUCAUUAUCUCUAGCCGCUUUAUCCUGUUCUACAGGGUCGCAGGCAAGCUGGAGCCCAUCCCAGCCGACUACGGGCGAAAGGCGGGGUACACCCUGGACAAGUCGCCAGGUCAUCACAGGGCUGACACAUAGACACAGACAACCGUUCACAUCUACGGUCAAUUUAGAGUCACCAGUUAGCCUAACCUGCAUGUCUUUGGACUGUGGGGGAAACCGGAGCACCCGGAGGAAACCCACGCGGACACGGGGAGAACAUGCAAACUCCGCACAGAAAGGCCCUCGCCGGCCACGGGGCUCGAACCCAGAACCUUCCUGCUGUGAGGCGACAGCGCUAACCACUACACCACCGUGCCACCCCAGACAGGGAUUACAAAACUAAAUAAACAUGCAGGAUUUGUGCUGUUUGCGUUGUUUGUCCACUAGGUGGAGACAACGUGCAGCACUGGGUGAUCUUGUAGCCUGUUGGACUGAUUAUGGCCAGAUCCAUCAUUAACAAUGAGAUCACUGGACCUUAUUGUUCAAAACCCCAACUGAUGUAUGUGUGAGGUUUAUGCUCCUGGUAUUUAUACUAACAUACAACAUUUGCAAUAGAACAAUUCACACGCUUAUUUUUCAUUUGUUAGUCAUGUAUUUCAAAUCCACUUUUUUUUAACCGUACAGGUACGGUUGUGUUCCUCAAAGUACAGUGUAAAUUUACUCACAAAUUUACUCUGCAUCAGCAAAGUUCAACUUUAAUAGUGUUCCUUUACAAAUAAAGGUACAAAACAUUAAGUAUGUGUCUCUUAAAACCCAUGUUUAGUGCCUCCUUGUCUGAAAGUCCAAGCAAUCCAAUCUAAACAUCUCGCAGUGAAGUUGAGGACCCUGCCCCUCCCCCCUCUCCUUACAGUCCCGGGAUCUGAACUCAGAAACUUCACCUUUCAUUGAAUCUAGAUGAUCUUCUACUUACUGAAAUGUUCAUUUGGACCUUCUACUCCAAAUAACGUGUUGCAUUUCACAAAUAAAAUCUCAUAACUCGA